AUGGAUAAGUACUCGGAGCUGGGGCUGGAGGCCUCCAAGUUCAUGGAGGACCUGAACAUGUUCGAGGCCUCUCGGGACGGACUCUUCCGGACGCGGAGAGACGCAGGAAACAACCCGGACUUUGAGGAGACUAGAAAAGUUUUUGCCUCCAAAAUGACAAGGAUCCACCUCCUGCAGCAGGAGGAGCAGAGGAGCAGCCACCUCCUGAAGCAGGAGGAGCAGAGGAGCAGCUGGGGACUGUACUCCCACAGACCUCCCAUCAGCUCCGUUAGAGCCGCGGGGGAGGCGGCCGCGAAGCCUCCUCUGCUGUCCGCCCCUGGGCACCUCCAGGAGCCACUCCGACACAGCUACGGGAGCACUGGGGGGCCCUACGGGGAGUCGGGAGGCCCCUACAGGGUGGCAGGGGGCCCCUACAGGGAGGCGGGGGGCCCCUACAGGGAGGCAGGAGGCCCCACAGAUGCUCUCUCCCUCGUGAGCAACACAGGGACCAGGGACCUCAGUGGAGUCAGAGCGGAGCCCCUCCCGUCCUCCCCCGGGGACCUCCCCUCCAUCUCCCCGCAGUACACACUCCCCGCGGCCCUGGGACCCUCGGUGGGGCCCUCGGUGGAGAGACUCGCUCUGACGGCGGCUGCUCCUGCCGUGAAAAGCCAAAGUGUGACAUCACAUCACGUGCCUUAUGAAGCUGUCACAGCCGCACGCGUGGCACCAGGCCCCGGAGCAGAGCAGGGGCCUCAUCGGGGACCUCCACAGGGGCCUCCACAGGGACCUCCACAGGGGCCUCCACAGGGGCCUCCACAGGGACCUCAUCGGGGACCCUCAGCUGUGGAUCUGAAGCUGGAGCGCCUGGACACGGACACCAAGGACUACUUUGGUGUGUGUGUGUGUUGCCAGGCCCUGGUGCUGGGACCAGGUGAGGCGUGUCAAGCCAUGGGACGUCUGUACCACGACAGCUGCUUCACUUGCAGCGCCUGCAGUCGCAGGCUCAGAGGUAAAGCCUUCUAUUACGUUGGGGGAAAGGUUUUUUGUGAAGAAGACUUUUUGUACUCGGGCUUCCAACAGUCUGCAGAGAAGUGCAAUGCUUGUGGACAUCUAAUCAUGGACAUGAUCCUGCAGGCGCUGGGACAGUCGUAUCAUCCUGGAUGUUUCCGAUGUGUGAUCUGCAACGACAGUCUGGACGGUGUUCCCUUCACUGUGGACGCGGACAACAGGAUCUACUGCAUCAGGGACUACCACAGAGUCCUGGCUCCAAAGUGUGCAGCAUGUGAUCAGCCCAUUCUCCCCACUGAGGGCUCAGAUGAGACCAUAAGAGUCGUUUCUAUGGACAAAGAUUAUCAUGUGGAGUGUUAUCACUGUGAGGAGUGUGAGAUGGAGCUGAGUGAUGAAGAGGGUCGCCGCUGUUUCCCUCUGAAUGGACACCUGCUCUGCCACAGCUGCCACCUGAGGCACCUGGACCCCAGGGACCAGAGGGACCAGAGAAACCAAAACAUCAUCAACGGCCAGCAGGUGGAGCAGGUGGAACAGGUGGAGCAGGGGGAGCAGGUGGAGCAAGUGGAACAGGUGGAGCAGCUGGAGCAGGUGGAACAGGGGGAGCAAGUGGAACAGGUGGAGCAGGUGGAGCAGGGGGAGCAGGUGGAACAGGGGGAGCAGGUGGAACAGGUGGAGCAGGGGGAGCAGGUGGAACAGGGGGAGCAGGUGGAACAGGUGGAGCAGGUGGAGCAGCUGGGCUGUUUUAAAUACCUUGGGACAGAAAUAGACAGCAGCUUGUCCUUCAGACACAAUGCAGACUUUUAA
Molecule: messenger RNA, 1791 nt
Organism: Knipowitschia caucasica
Lineage: Eukaryota; Metazoa; Chordata; Actinopteri; Gobiiformes; Gobiidae
Source: the annotation of a GenBank genome assembly